This is a messenger RNA of Papilio polytes (common Mormon), 1120 nucleotides long. RefSeq names its product ejaculatory bulb-specific protein 3-like. Lineage: Eukaryota; Metazoa; Arthropoda; Insecta; Lepidoptera; Papilionidae. Bases 59 to 424 code for a protein of 121 amino acids. The record is from RefSeq and is a predicted model, not a curated record. The transcript is spliced from 3 exons.
CACAGUUCUAUUGUUUUCUAGUGAAAGAAGGUUGUUUAUUGUGUACCGCUACUUCAAAAUGCUGUUCCUACCUAUUCUUGUGAUAGCUAGCGUGGUUAUGAUCAAAGCUGACACAUACACUGACAGAUAUGACUCUAUGAACGUGGAUGACGUCAUAGCUAACAGAAGGUUGUUCAUUGCUUAUGUUAAAUGUGUAUUGAAUAAGGGCCGUUGUACACCGGAAGGAAAAGAGCUGAAAUCUCAUAUAACCGAAGCGUUGCAGAGUGGAUGCGUGAAAUGUACAGACAGACAACGACGUUCUAUAAAGAAAGUCAUAAAACACCUCAUACGUAGAGAAAACAACUAUUGGAACCAAUUGGUUGAAAUGUAUGACCCUAAAAGAAUGUACUCGAAAAUGUAUGAAAGAGAAUUGGGUUCUAUAUGAUUUUGUUUUUAAUAAAUAGAUAUGUUAUUGUUUUUAUAUUUUAAUUGUUAACUUUGUGUUACAUUAUAAAAACUAAGGAUGCAAGAAACAAUUCUAUGAUUAUUUGUUUGGUUUGUAAUUUUUUUUUUAAUUUAAAUUAAAAAUAAACAGAUUGUUGUUAGUUUUAAGAUGUUAAAUAAUUUCAUACUGUGUUGUGAAUAUUAUAAAAUAUUUUAAUGUACGAAAUUUGAGUAUUUUUGCGUCUGAUUUAUAAUUUAAUGUUAAUUACGUUUACUGCGGUAAGUAAAAUCAUAAUUCAUCUGGUGAGGCGGGCCGAAAUGCGCCCCCAAUGAUAUUCCGCCAGUGUGUGGCGGGUCUUUUUAGACCUACCAGCACUAGGUAUAUAAUUGCUAUAAUAAUUGUGGAAACAUAACGUAUACAUUUUAUGUAAUGUACACUUGAAAUAAUAGUUUCGUACUAGCGAAUUAGUUAUUCAGUUGUAUUCUUUACUUAAGUUUCUUAUUACAAAUAUAACACAUGGACAAUAAAAUAAGUAGUACUCCGCCAGCCAUUAAAAGAACAGAGAAAAAAAAAUGUUGCCACAGAUUAAAUUUUACAUCUAAUAGAGAGGGACAUAGUUUUCAUCGCCAGAACCAUGUAUUCUGUAUUCUUGAAGAUUUUUUAGUCUGUGCAUAAAUCAAUACCAUUUGUGAUAAU